This is a messenger RNA of Oikopleura dioica, 639 nucleotides long. Lineage: Eukaryota; Metazoa; Chordata; Appendicularia; Copelata; Oikopleuridae. The record is from the annotation of a GenBank genome assembly.
AUGGGCAAUUCAAAGUCGACUCCCUCGGAGCAAGUUAUCUUCUCUCCGAGCGAAGUGUACGUCAUUCUAUACGAGAAUGGCGUGACAAACAACACCAUCAUCAAUCGAUCAAUCAACGCUUCGACGGCAGUGAGCAGCAAUACAGAAGUCCCGGCAAUCGCAUCAAUCGUCUUCAAGGGCACGGAAUUUGUGUACGACAAGACAAUCAAGGAAUUCGCAGAGCCAGGGAGCAUCAAGCCUAAUAUUCGGGAACGUUUCAAUCUUGCCCAAGAAUUCGAUGAAAGUUUCAAUGAUUUGUCGACUGAAGAAUGGUUCAGAAUAAUUGACCAAUUGGAAGAUGACUUCAAUCAUUCAACUUACGACUGGUGUACUCACAACUCGCUACAUUUCGUCCAACGAGCCUGCGAAUUCUUCAAUGUCGAUAUUCGAGCUCGACAGGAUUUUCGGAGGAUGCUAGAAGACAUGUUCAGAGUCGAGCAUAAAUUCAUCCAGGGAUUCUAUAAUAUGGCUGGUACAGCUCUGUAUGCUGCUGGAACUGCACUUGGCAUGGCUAACCCUGCGAAUCCCAUUGCUCCGGGUCUUCUUCAAGCCUCACGGAUGAUUGCGCCCAACAAUCCUCUUCAUCGACCACUUCAAUGA